Molecule: messenger RNA, 7281 nt
Organism: Plasmodium gaboni
Lineage: Eukaryota; Apicomplexa; Aconoidasida; Haemosporida; Plasmodiidae
Exons: 3
Coding region: 1-7281 (2426 amino acids)
Molecular function (GO): DNA binding
Source: RefSeq, a predicted model, not a curated record
AUGGAAAAAGAUGAAUUUUAUGAAAAAUAUAAGGAAUAUUAUGGAGAUGAUAUAAAUGAUAUUCCUUUAAUGGUUCCCGGUCGAAAUAUUGAAUUGCAUGAUUUAUAUAUGAGUGUAUUAAAACAUGGUGGGUAUUCGUGUGUAAGCAGGAACGCUAAAUGGUUAAAAAUUGCUAAAGAAUUUAAUUUAAUAAAUAAAGAAAAGAAUAUAAAAAUAAUUGAAACAAAAAGUAUCAAGGAAUAUUAUUUGAACUAUUUAAGAGAAUUUGAAAGAAUUCACGACAAUUUAAAAAAAGGGAAAGUAGUAACAAAACGUUAUAGAAAUUGCAAAAGCAAUAAUAAUAUAGAAGUAAAGGAUAAGAAGAAAAAAAUUACGAUUAAUAAAAAGAAAAAAGAAAAGGAAAAUGAAAAAUUGAAUGGUACUAUGACAAAUGAUUUGAAUGGUAUUGUGGUAAAUAAUUUGAAUGGUACUGUUGCAAAUAAUUUAUAUGGUGCUAUAACAAAUAAUUUGGAUGGUGUUCUGACAAAUAAUUUGAGUGGUACUUUGACAAAUAAUUUGAAUGGUACUGUGGCAAAUAAUUUUAAUGGUACUCUGACAAAUAAUUUGAGUGGUACUUUGACAAAUAAUUUUAAUGGUACUGUGGUAAAUAAUUUAUAUGGUUCUUUUCCUAACAAUGUAGGAAAUAAUUUUACAAAUAACGUAAGUGUUGGUUUACCUAGCAAUAUGAUAAAAACACAGGAAUUAAUAAAUAACAACCCUUGUCAAAAUAAUUUUUAUAAUAAUGUGAAUGAUGAUACUUAUGGGAGGAACAUAUUAGCUCUGAAUAUGGAUACUAUGCAUAAUAUGAAUAAUGUGAAUAAUAUGAAUAAUAUGAAUAAUAUGAAUAUCUGUAGAAAUGAAAAUAAUAACGAGAUACCAAUAAAUAAUGAUUAUAAUAUAUAUAAUAAUAUAUAUAAUAAUAUACAUAAUAAUGGAUAUAAUAGUAUACAAAACAAUAUACAUAAUAAUAUAUAUAAUAAUAUACCUAAUAAUAUACAUAAUUAUAUAAACAAUAAUGUACAGAACAAUAUAUAUAAUAAUAAUAAUAAUUAUUUUUAUCUUACUAAUAUGGUAUAUAAUGGGAAGACGGUUGUACAUAAUAAUACUAUGAAUGAUAAUAUUAUUCCUUAUAAUGUUAACAUGCCCUAUAUGAAUAAUCUUCCUUAUAUGACUAAUCCUGAUGUUUAUACAUAUAAGGAAUAUAUAAAUAAUAAUAAUAUAUAUAUAAAUAAGGGAUGGGAAAAUAAUAAUAUCUAUGUUAAUAAAACAUAUAUGAAUAAUAAUAACAAUAGUAGUAGUAGCAGUAUUGUAUGUAGUAGUAUUUUUAGUAGUAGGUAUAAUGUAAGGUAUGGCGAAUAUUGUCCUUAUUUAUAUAAUAACAAAAUAAACACUCUUGAUCCUCCUACUUUUGAUAGAAUGAAUAUUAACAAUAGUUUAGAUAAUGACAUGUCAAGAUACUUUAAGCAAACAAAUAUGGGAAUAAUGAACUAUGGGAAUGUAAAUGGAAAUAUGUUAUAUGAUAAUACUUAUAUGAAUUAUUAUAAUAAUAUGUAUAUGGGAUAUAAUAAUUAUUAUAAUACAUAUGCAGUGUAUAAUAAUAAUUAUAAUAAUAAUAAUAAUAACUAUAUGGGAUAUAAUAAUAAUAUGGUGAGAGAUAAUUUAAAGACAAAUAAGAUGAAUGAUUAUAAAAAGGUUAUAAGAAAACUUAAUGAAAAUAAAUGUAUAGAUAUAUAUAGGAUACUAUUAUCUAUUCAUAGAAGAAAAGAAAAAGUUGCUGAUUUUAUUUUUUGUUUAAAUUUAUUUUAUUCUAUAUCAAUGAUGAAAGAUAUAAUAUCACUAAAGCAAAUAAACAUAAUCAUAUGUUUACUUAUAGUUACGUUAGAAGAUAUAUUAAAAAUUUUUUAUCAUAAUUUUAAUUUUAAAAAGAGAUCACUUAAUAUUAUGAUUGAAGCAUUCUCGGAAUAUUUAUUAGAUGGUGAGGAAGUACAAAUAUUGGAAUUUUUCCAGAAAUUAAAUAAUGAAAAUGUUGUUAGAGAUAAGGAUAAUUAUAUAUUGUCUAGAUUUAACGAAAUGGUUGAUGAAAGGAUUCAUGAUGUGCUUAAUCAAAAAAAAUGGAAAAACAUCUACGAUCAGGAAAUGGUAAAAGAUUUCAUUAUUGAUAAUGAAAAUGGUAAAAAUAGUGUAGAUGUAAUGAAAAGUUUAUCCCAUGAAGAAAUAAAUAUUAUGGAUAUUUUUAGGUUGUAUUCAUUUUAUGAUUACUAUCGUAAAUAUAAGAAAAGAAGAGUAAAAAAGAUAAAAAAUAAGCAUACGAAUAGUUGUGAAAAGGAAAACAAUACUAUGAUAAGCAACCAAAAUAAGAAUAUACAUAUGUUGAAUGAAGAUAAUAAUAAGGGGGAUAUUUAUGUAGAUAAAAAAGAAACUAAUAAUAUGGAUAAUAAUAAUAAUAAUAAUAAUAAUAAUAACAUACCUUUUAACACUUGUGAAUGUAAUUCUAAUGGAUAUAGUAGUUUAAACAGUUCUGAUAUAGAUCAUUUAUUUGGUAAGAAAAAAAAGAAAAGGUGUAGUUUUAAUAUAUAUAAAGAUAAAAAAGAGAAAAAAGAAUAUUUAGCACAGAAAAGUUGUUUUGAAUUUGUAUAUCUUAUUUUAUACAUUUUGAAUAACUUAUUUUUAAUUGAUGAAUAUAAUUUAUAUUUUUCAAAUAUAAAAAUAUAUUAUAAAAAGGAUAAACAUCAAAAGAUGAAGAAUAUAAACAAUAAUAAGUCAAGUUUUAAUAUUGUAAAGAAUGAUAAUGUUAUAAAAAAUCAAGAAAAAUUUCAAAGGAAUAAUAAUGAGAAGAAAAAUGAUAAUAUAAAUGAUAAUAUAAAUGAUAAUAUAAAUGAUAAUGUAAAUUAUAAUAUAAAUGAUAAUAUAAAUGAUAGUAUAAAUGAUAAUGUAAAUGAUAAUACUUUGAUGUGGAAGAAUAGUAAAUUAUAUAACCAUAAUGAAAAAACUGAUAAUGAUUAUUAUAAUGGGGGUGAUAAUAUAAAGAGAUCUAAUUAUAGCUUUAAUAAUUGUAUAGAUAGAUAUAGUAAUAAUGAUAUAUACUUAUUAAAAAGAGAUUAUGAAAAGAAUAAUAUUAUUGCAGAUGAUGAUAUUGCUUGUAUUUACAUUUCAGAUAAUUUCUUAUCAUCUUCCUCAUGUUCUUCUUCAUCUAUUAAUAGCAUGUACAGUUAUAGAAAGGUAAAAGCAAGUAAUAAAAAAAUUAAUAGAGGAAUUACCAGGUCUUAUGCAAAAAUAUUAAAUGACAGAAAAAUAAAGAGUGUAGGAAAUAUAGAAUGUGCAUUAGAUGUACCAAAUGAUGACCAAGAAAAUAAUAAUUUUUUGUCCAAGGAAGGAAGAAUAUCAAAUGUAAGGAAGGUUACUAAAAAUGAAGAAAACUAUAGUAUGAAACAUUUUAAUAUUCUUCAGAAGAAGAGGGGAUACAUGAAUAUAUGGUCUGAACAAAAUUAUAAUAUUAUGGGGAAUAAUAAGAAACAAAAACAUAUGAUGAUCACUGAUAAUUUUUAUUCAAAUUAUGAUUCAUCUGAUUUUGUUGAUUGGUUUAAGAGUGGUACAGUUAUAAAAGAUGACAUUUCAGCGAUUGGUGAUACCCAAAUGGAUGUGCAUAAACUUAAUUAUAUUCCUAUGAAUAAUAAAAUAAAUAAUAUUAAUAAUAAAAAUAAUAAUACAUAUGAGGGUGUUCCAUCUUAUUAUUUAGAAUGUAAAUUGGAUAAAUUAUAUGGGAAAGAUUGGAAAAAGAGUGGUAAAAAAUAUUAUACUUUUUCAUUAUUGGAAUAUGAUAAAAUAAGUAAUGGUUCACCUGAUAUAUAUAUUGAUGAUCAUAAAAAGCAAAAAAAUGAUAAGGGUGAUAAUAAUGAUUUUACAGCUUGUCGUAGGAAUUUUACGGAUCCAUUAAUUAAUGGGAAUGGUGAUAAUAUAAACAUAAAUGGCUGUAAUAAUAACAUAACUGAACUUUAUACAUGUGAUAAUAUUAAAAAGAAACAAAAUAUUAAUAAUAAUAUGGAUAAUACAUUUGGAAAUGACGCAAAUGAAAAUGUGUACAGUUCAUUUUUUGAUACGAACAAUUUGAAUACGCCAAAUAAUGACACUAUGAAUUAUGAUAAUAUUGGUUAUAACUAUAUCGAUACUAAUUAUAACACACCACAUGUUUGUAAUAAUAAUACUGUGUGGAAUCAGAAUGGAGAUUAUUCUGAAUUUUGUACACUUGAAAAGCACUUAAAUAAUACAAAUUUGAGAUGUGACAUGAAUGAUAUGAACUAUAUGGAAUAUGUGAAUGACAUGGAUUACAUGAAUAAUAUGAAUAAUAUGAAUAAUAUGGUCAAUAUGAACAAUAUGAAUAAUAUGGUCAAUAUGGUCAAUAUGAAUAAUAUGGUCAAUAUGAACAAUAUGUAUAACAUGAAUAAUAUGGUCAAUAUAAACAAUAUGAACAACAUGAACAAUAUGAACAAUAUGUAUGACAUGAAUAACAAUUUGUAUGGCCUUAAUAAUUAUUAUGAUGAUAUGAAUUAUUAUAAUAUGCCAAUGAACAGUUAUAACGAAUGUUACAAGAAUGACGAGUUUUUUCCUAUAUGUCAUAAUAAUUAUUACUAUAACAAUAUGGAUAAUAUAAAUUAUAAGACAAAUGAUCAAAUAUUAAAUGAUGAAAUUAUAUUAAAUAAUAAUUAUAACAGUGGCCAUAAUUUGUUUUGUUAUAAUUAUUGUGAUGGAAUAUCAAACAAAGAGUCUAGUAUUCAAUGGGACUAUAAAAAUAAUAUUAUGAGAAAUAGGCAAGAAGAAAAUUAUUUUCCUAAUGAAAAUAUUUCAAAAGAUAAUAAUAAAAACUGUGAAACAAAUAACAAAGAAGAGGUUAGAAAAUUUUACAGAGAUCUUAAAAAUGAAAUGUAUGAAGAUAUGAAAAAGAUUUUCCAUCGAAAUAAAAUAAAAAAAAAUCAAUACAAAUUAAUGCAUUAUUUAGAUUUAAGUAAAUUCAUAAGUAUAUUUGAAAUAAUACUAUUAAAAAAUUUGGAAAAUAUUUUAUAUUAUGAAAAAGUGGUUGAAAAUAUUUAUAUGAAUAUGUUCAUAUGUAUUGAUAUAUUAAAUAAUGAGUUUGAUAAAAAUAUUUCUCUCAAGUAUGUGUUCUUCCCUUUAUGCCUUUUUGGAUAUGAAAAGAAGCUGAAGGUCGUUGUACAUAUGAAUGAGAAAAAUAAGGUCAUCAUAAAAUCCAAAUAUUUAAAUGGAGAGAAGACUAACUUGGAUAAUUCAAAGAUUAAAAAUCAAGAGAGAGAUAAAAAAAUAAAUGAUGGUAAAAAUGAAUAUUUAAUUGGUAUGGAAGAAAAAUAUACUGAACAUGAUAAAGAGACUAAUAAUUUAUGUACGAGUACUAACAAAACAAUGGAUUUCUUAUUAGAAGACAAUGUUUUUAAAGUGGAUGAUAAUAACGAUAAAUAUCAUAAUAAUACAGAGACAUCUAUGAAAGAUAAAAAUAAGGGUAAUAAAUUAUUUACUAGAAAAAAAUAUGAUUAUACAAUAAAUGAACAAAAUAAUAUAUUUUUUAAUUGCCCAAAGGAUAAAGAAUUAAAUAGAAAAAAGAUGUCCCAAAAAAAAAUAAAUGGAAAUGAAUAUAAAGAUAUGAUGAAAAUUUUGUUUUUAAAUAUUUUCAAAAGGAAUAAUGAUAAAUAUAAUAUAUAUAAAAGGAUUGAUUAUAGAUAUUUAAAGAAAAAUUAUCAUUAUAAUAUGAAUGUUGGUCAUAUGUUUUGUAAAGAAAAAUAUAAAUAUAAAAAAAGCAUAAUAUUAUAUUUACAUGAAAUAACCAAAAAAACAUUAUUGAAAGUAUAUAAACGUGUUAAUAUAUGUUUAAAUAUAGCUACAUUAUCUUUAAAUAUAUUAACACAUAUUUUAUAUUUAAUACCUAAGAGAAUGUUUGUGGCAUCCUUUAUACCAUCUAUAUUAAAUAAAAUAAUAAAUGUAAAAUGUCUAUAUUCCUAUUUAAAUGUACCAUUAUGUAUAUUAAAUUAUAAUGGUUUUCUUUUUUUAGAAACUAUGAUGAAAUUUAUUAUCCAAAUGGUUGUAAAUAAUACAAUUCCUUUGCACUCGUAUAUGUUUUCAUAUUUGCGUUUAUGUACUGUACCGUUAUAUAUAUAUUUAUAUUUUGACAUUCCUUUAUCUCACACUUUAAUUUUAACAUCUUUAUCUUCCCUAUAUCAUUUAAUAACUUAUGAUCCUCACUUUUUAGCAACAGGAUUAUUAAGGAAAAGGAAAUAUACACAAAAUUUGUUUAGGUAUAAUAAAAUGGCAUAUGAAAGGAUUUAUGGAGAGGAUAAUAAAAAUGAAUAUCAAAGGGAUAAUAAAAAUGAUGAAAAAAAAGAUGAUCAAAGGGAUAAUAAAAAUGAUGAAAAAAAAGAUAAUCUAACGGAUGAACAAGAAAAUAAUAAAAAAGGCAAUGUUUAUAAUAUUCCAUAUUUUAUGAAUUGUAGAAGAAAGGGUACAAAGAAGAAUAAUCCAAUAAAUAAAUUAAGUGAGGAAAGAAAAGAACUUUUAGAUAAUACAUUUUUAAUGACUAUUAUAUUAUUUUUAAAAAAAUCUAUAUAUUUUAAAAGCAUAUUUAAUUGUGCUAAUAUAAAUGAGAAAGAAGAAAUAAUAGUAGACAGUAAAAAAGUAAAGAUGAUAUUAAAAAAAUGGAACUUGUCAAAUCUAAAGGAAGAGAAUGAAAAAGAUAAAUCAGAACAUGAAAAUGAUUAUAAGAAAUUAAUAAAUGAAAAGGAUCAAUUAUAUUUUUCUAAUAUAGAAAAUAAAGUUUUUUAUUUACAUGAUAAUUUACUUUUAUAUGCUUUAGAUAAUUUAACAGUAUCAAAUAAUGCUAAGGAUAGGAAAAUGUGUGAAAAUAUAAAAAAACAAUAUAUUAAUAAAAAUGUUUCACCAAAUGAUCUUUUAUGUGAUCUUUUUAAUUCUGGAAGUACGAAAAUUCAAAAAUUGAGUAUAUAUUGUCAUUCAAUAGUUUCUAUGCUUUUAUAUCUGUCUUCUCAUCCAAUAUUAUGGGAUUGUAUAUCAUCUCACAUACCCCUAAUAACACAGAUGGCAUUUAUUCCGACAGACAUUAGAUCUUCCUUGUGGAUAAUUUUAAAAGAGUAUCAUUUCAGAAGCUUAUCUAGAAAAACAAACAAUGGAAACAAAAAAGUCAACUGUUAUUUUAAUUCAAAGUUGGUAAAGGUUGAAAAGAUUAAAUGA